Molecule: messenger RNA, 1352 nt
Organism: Cylas formicarius (sweet potato weevil)
Lineage: Eukaryota; Metazoa; Arthropoda; Insecta; Coleoptera; Brentidae
Product: probable protein phosphatase 2C T23F11.1
Exons: 4
Coding region: 203-1123 (306 amino acids)
Biological process (GO): protein dephosphorylation
Molecular function (GO): cation binding; protein serine/threonine phosphatase activity
Source: RefSeq, a predicted model, not a curated record
GUAACUUGUGAUGUUUUGCUUUACUGAACGAAUGACUACUAACCUAAAUGGUGUGAAUUUUCAUAGCCGUUCAAUUUUAUAUGGAAGUAUUAUCUCACGCGGGUAGAUGUUUUACGAUGAAUUAGAUUUGCAAUCAGUUAUUCAUGCUGUAGUGUAAUUGAUUAUUUAGAAUCGCUUGAAAUACGUCGCUAGAACUUUGAUCAUGGGUUCAACACUGUCGGAGCCAGUAACAACCAAGGAUACGGCAUGUGUGAGAAACUCAAGUUUCAGGGUUGGCUCCAGCUGUAUGCAGGGAUGGAGGAUAAAUAUGGAAGAUUCUCACACUCACAUCUUAUCGUUGCCAGAUGACCCAGGCACUGCGUUUUUUGGUGUAUAUGAUGGUCAUGGUGGAGCAAAAAUUGCUGAAUAUGCUGGCAAGCAUCUGCACAAAUAUAUUAUAAAUAGAGAAGAGUAUCGAGGGAACAAUGUAUCCGCUGCAAUGAGAGAGGCUUUUUUGGAACUAGACCAGGCUAUGAUAGAUGAAGACUCACUUAAAAGUGAAGAGUCGGGAUCCACUGCCGUUACAAUUAUUAUCAAAGGAGAUCAACUAUACUGUGCCAAUUUGGGUGACUCAAGGGCAAUUGCCAGUGUCAAUGGCAAGUUAGAAAUUUUAUCAAAGGACCAUAAGCCUAAUAACAUGGAGGAGUACAACCGGAUUGUUGCUGCAGGUGGAUGGGUAGACUGCAAUAGAGUUAAUGGAAAUUUAGCUCUAUCUCGGGCACUUGGAGAUUAUAUAUUCAAGCAAAAUUCUAGUAAAGGACCAGAGGAACAGAUUGUUACAGCAUUACCAGAAGUAAUAGAAAAAACAAUCACUGCCGAUUGGGAUUUUCUGGUACUGGCUUGCGAUGGCAUAUGGGAUGUAAUGAGCAGUUGGGAAGUCAUUAAAUUUGUUAUUGAAAAUAUAGCAAAUGGAUCAGAGCCUGAAGAGAUUUGCGAAAAUAUUAUGAUGAGAUGUCUUGCACCUGAUUCUCAGAUGGCUGGACUUGGCUGCGACAAUAUGACAGUGGUUAUUGUUGCUCUAUUGCAUGGAGGUACCUAUGAACAGCUCCAGGAAAGGUGCAAAGGUUAUCUUGAAGAGCUAUAAGGCUGCAAAAGCUUGAGGAGGAGCAGCACCAGUUGGAAUGCUAAGCGACCUCUGUAAAUAAAUUGUACAUUGUUUUUUUUUUGUUGAUACCUAUAUAUAUAUAUAUUUGCGUUAGAAGAGUGGUUUACCGAGUUUUUACAAAUGUAGUAUUAAAUUUUGUGAUGUCAAUUGUCAUAAUAUCAGUUUUAGAUUGAUGAUUCGGUUCUUUAAUAUUUUGGAUUUUGACAAA